AUGUCAACUUUCGCCUCUGCAAACUUUUCCGAUUCAGACGACGAAGACGCCGAUUUCCUCCCUUCUCCCCCCGCUAAGAAACGUCAACGAUCGCAAUCUGUGGAGCAUGCACAUGAACGUGUUCCAAAUCCGGAAGAGAUGAAAGUCAAGGAGGAAGAAGAGAAAGAGAGAAGACGUCGAGCAGAGGAGAUAUUGAUGGCCAUGAAGGCUGAAGCUUCAUCUGAUCAAGUUCUACCCCCCACAAAACCCUCAUCGUCUACGAUACUUCAAAUUCCCACUUUGUCCACGUCCACCGUGACCGGACCGUCCGAGAAAGACACCAUCGUCAGAUCGGCACAGGAGCCAGACGUCUCUGAGGGAUCUCGAAGUGUAAACGCGACAGAAAAAGAUUUUCAGGAAGGCGACAAGGGUGACAAAAAGAGUGCGCAAGAUAUGAUAGACAAAGAGGGGCAAGUGAAAAUAAUAGAGAUCAAAAGACCCAGGAGAUCCUCCUUGGGUUGUGACCAUAAGUGCUGCGGUGGCCAAGAUGAAUUUCCCGAGGAAGGUUUGUUGACCCAAAGUGAGACAAUCCAAUUGAGAGCGGACGACCCAGAAGCUAUCAAAUAUCUUUCCACUGAAUUCACAUCAACAGACGAUAAACCUCCCAAAACCUCCAGUACGGAUACUACCACUCCUGGGAAGAGUGCGAAAGGUAGAAAAAAGCCUCGGGUAUCGUUGGAAACUAUGGCUGCUGCUAUUGAUAAAGGCAAGAAGAUGACAACUUUGGAAAAGUCCCAGUUAGAUUGGAAAUCCCACCUUUCAUCCGAUACUUCCAUUCACGAUGAACUCGAAGCUAAUCGUCGAUCUGGGGGAUAUCUCCAGAAACGCGAUUUUUUGGACAGAGUAGGGGAAAGAAGGGAAGAACAAUUAUCAAAAGCACGUCGAUGA
This is a messenger RNA of Tremella mesenterica DSM 1558, 927 nucleotides long. RefSeq lists its product as uncharacterized. The record is from RefSeq and is a predicted model, not a curated record. The coding region runs from base 1 to 927 and encodes 308 amino acids. The transcript has 3 exons. NCBI's taxonomy places the organism in Eukaryota, Fungi, Basidiomycota, Tremellomycetes, Tremellales, Tremellaceae.